CCAUUUGCUUUCUUAAGCCGAAGCGGCAGUUUGGCUGGUAGUCGAGGGUAGUGGGACGGAGAACUUGAGGAGGUGGGCUACGAGAGCGAAGAGAAGAAAACGGACAUCGAAAUUUAUCCGUGGGAGUCGUUCUGGUACUGCGGGAGACUGCGCAUCAUCAUCGUCAUCCCGAGUGUCGAAUCUAAAUAAACAUAGCGAAAUCUCGAGGUAGAGAGGAGGAGCAGGAGGAGCAGUAGCAGCAGUAGCAGCAGCAGCAGCAGCAGCAGCAGCAGCAGCAGCGGCAGCAGCAGCGGCGGCAGCAGCAGCGGCAGCAGCGGCAGACAAUCCGAUUGAAAGAGAAAUGUCGAGGCCGAUCCUCAGCAGGCCGCGCACGCGCGUCUACGGCUGCAACUACGACAAGGGCGAGUCGUACUACAAGCCGGCGAUCGAGAACCUGAACAGGAAGUACAGCGGACGCCCGCUGUUCCCUGAGCCACGCAACUCGCUCGCCGACGAGAUUGCCGCGCGCCGUAGCGACAUCGGAACGCGCGACCUCGCGGGCUCGAGACAGGCACGGCUGGGUCGAAGCGAGCUCGAGAGCGAUCACGAGGCGUUCGGCCGGCGCCCCCUGCGGAGCCUCGGCUCGCCCCAGCCGGAUCCCUUCUUCGAGGACGAAGACACGGUGUUCGACAUCCACGGGCGGCGCACCUCGCGCGGGCCCCGGCGCUCGGCCCUCGGCGACGAGUUCGCCAGCGAGAUGGCCGCCACCGCCAGCCGCAUCAAGAAGCGCAUGCACCUGGUCGACGAGGAGGCCGUCAGCAGCGGCAGCAUCGCCGCACAGGAGAGCGUGGCCAGCCGGCGCGCCGCGCGCGCCCGCGCCUUCGAGGCCGACGCCAAGGAGCUGCUCGACGACCUGGCCAAGCCCACCCCGCUGGCCAAGUGGACGAAGCUCGAGGCCGGGCUGGCGCCCGAGGACUCGAGCAGCGCCGCCGCCGGCAGGGCGCGGCUCAGCAAGGCGCGCCUCGACGACCUCGAGCUCGAGAUGGAGGAGAUGGCCGAGAAGCAGGCGCGGCGCGAGCGCAGGGCCGCCGCCCUGCGGGCGCUCAUCAGCGAGACCAGCUCCGCGGCCGACGAGACGCUCGCCAGCGCCAGCAAGCUCUCGCUGCACCGCUCCGAGAAGACCGAGAAGCACGUCUCUUUCUAACGAGUCCCGCUCUCGCUCGUCGCACCACCUCUUCGCCGCUGCCCUUCUCUCCCCCUAUAUAAUUGCUCCAGCGCACUCUAUCGUUUUCGCCCACCACUGACUCGGUGAUCUUUUCAUUCGUUCUGGAUUCUAAUAACAUUUCGAUACGUAUACUCUACUAUCAAUCGACUGUCGAGCAUUUUUUUAAAUACGUCUAUUUUCUUCAAGAUUCCCUAUUAAUCGUACUAUUAGAUUCAAUUAUUUAUUUAUUUAGACAUUUAUUGAGGAACUUGUCGUCUGCUGUGCAGCUGCUAUUUCGUUCAACUUCUAUACUUCUAGGUUGAAUGGUAAUCUAGCGAAAGACAUGUAUUCCUUGUCAAUCAAUUAUUUAUUGUUAUAAUCAAGUAUUAACAUAUUUAGUACCCACUGCUAACUGAAGCGAAAUAAAUAAACAAUGUAAUUUACGUAUUGACGAUUCUCUUUCAUUAAGUUAGAUCAAUGCGUUUUUAUAAACGUCUCAAACACCUUGAGAACAUUAGUCUUUUUCUGAUUGAUCAACACUUGGAAUUAUUGUAAAACAAUAUUACGUUUUAUUUUUUCUUAAAAAAAUAUUAUUACAUUGAAGGUAUUUAUCAUUUUGUCUUGUGAAGAAAGAAAAGAUAAAUGUGUUCCUCAAACAGUGAAGCUACGGUUGUGUUUCGUAGCUUAUAACGCGUAUAUGAUCAUGUAUACUUUUUCAUAUUACGAAUAAUAAAACGGAUUCACGAAAUGGUGUUUCGUGUUCUGUC
Phymastichus coffea is the source of this 1950-nucleotide messenger RNA. RefSeq lists its product as uncharacterized. The record is from RefSeq and is a predicted model, not a curated record. The transcript has 3 exons. Bases 341 to 1183 code for a protein of 280 amino acids. Lineage: Eukaryota; Metazoa; Arthropoda; Insecta; Hymenoptera; Eulophidae.